Molecule: messenger RNA, 579 nt
Organism: Aplosporella prunicola CBS 121167
Lineage: Eukaryota; Fungi; Ascomycota; Dothideomycetes; Botryosphaeriales; Aplosporellaceae
Exons: 1
Coding region: 1-579 (192 amino acids)
Source: RefSeq, a predicted model, not a curated record
AUGAUACCAUUCCGCGUCGCAAUCCCUUUCUACCGUACCAGCCUGCCGACAAUCCGAAGGUUUACCCUCGCAACCAGCCAUCUCCACGACAACCGCGAUACCAUCCGUACCAACCAUUAUCGCUAUCGAAAGCAGCCCUAUGGCACUUGGUUUUCGACUCCCACGCAACAACAUCAAGAAGACAGUACCGAAUCCACAGUCACAGAUGAACCCAUCAGAAGCCCUGACUUCAGUGGCCCACCUGUCCAUCGGUUGCCCCAAGAAAAUAUGUCCGAAACCGAAGUGGCACUGAGGCUUGCACGCAGAGAGCUUCAAAAAUACGAAUCCUCAAAGUGGUGGGCAGAGGCGGGGAUUAAGCAUACUAUUGCACGCGUCGAUGAGCUUUCCAAACAGCAUGAGCGAGAGAAAGAGCAUGCGCGAGAGAAAGAGCAUGCGCGAGAGAAAGAGCAAUUACUUCGGGAGAAAAACCAUCGUCCAACACAAUCAAAAGAGGAGUUGCGUGCUCUUUUUGGUCGACAAGAGGAAUCGGUGGAAGAGACAGAGGAGAACAAGCGUCCCCUGCGUAAGAGGCCUACCUAA